ACGUUAAUAUUUCUUGGCAUAAAUUAUGUAUUUGAUUGUAUUCCAUGAAUCAGAAAUGAUUGAUUAUCGUUGUGAGUUUGUUUCUUGUGAUUCGAUCAUGUAAGUUGCAGGCGUUKUAGCUGGCUUACCCGCUUACUGUGAGGCACUGAGGCGUGACUGCGUGAAUCUAUGACUACAGAAUAGAAAAUAAUUCAUGACGCUAAUACUAAUUUAUUUAAGUUUUUGAGCUUUAGCCGAGAUACUACUAAGUUAUAGCUUCAAAUUUAUACUUUUUACUACACAAAUCGACGUCAUCCAGAAGUUGGACGGAUUUUUUAAAAAUAUCAUCAAAUUGGUUGCAUGACUUAACGUAUGCAAUGGCGUGUAAUUAAAUACAAUUUUGAGUAAUCACGUGCUACAUAGAUGGUAACACUUUGUCACCAACGUAUUAAAUAUUAUACAGAACACGGCACGACUGUGUGAAACACUUAUAACUUUGGUUCGAUGUGGAAAGAAGAAUUGAGAAAUCCAGAUUUACGAUAAAUCGGUCAAUGAGUCUCACACUCCCACAUCAAAAUCGCGGUGGAGCCGUUUUGACCGUUGGUAUAGACCACCCCGAGAUGGCGAUAUCCCACCAUCGCAGUAACCAUAUCAAAGAAUUCUACAAAAAAACAGCGGCGACUGCGACACUAAAGUUGUACGGUUCAUACUGUUYAUAGAAAAGAAUAGAUGCCUAACAAAAUUAUACACUCCACAAUUAUUAACCACUUCGUCGACUACCUGAUAGGCUGAUAAAGUGAUAAGGACAUUAUAAAUGAUAAUCCGCUAAUACGCUAUUUCGCUUUGCACUGCACACUGCACAGUUAGUAGACGCUCCACGUUCGACAUACUAUUAAGUUCGAGCCUUCGAGGCUUCAGCAGUUCAGCUGCUGAAGUGCCGACUACCGAGUCCGAGUGUGGCCGUGUCGCGAGUCGCGAGUCGCAUGUGGCUUGUGCGCCCGCGUCGGAACCGCUGGUCGUGCGUGCGUGAGUGAGAACCGAGUGCGCCGGCGCGAGUGUGGUGUGCCUGUGUGCGUGUGCGCGGUACGUGUGUGAUUGUGUGAGGUGCGCGCGCGGAGUGUCGUCCGUACUACGACUACUACGUGCACAGUGCUCACCGAAGACCGAGUGUUACAUUAUACUUAUAUCGGUUUGCCCACCGGUUAUCGCGUAUUACCCGCCGUGCGCCGACGGGUCGACUUUACGCGAUUGCCGUCGUAACAACUAGCAACUUAAGUUUUGCCGGUCGCGGACGGGCCGCGCGUGUGACGUUAGAAUGACCGGUUCGUCACCACUCACCACCACCGCAUCCUCCGAAACGUCACCGUCCCGCCACCGUCCGCUGUCGUCGUAUCCGCCGUUCUUUGCCGCCGUGGAGAUGACGCGCACCGUAGCGUAAAAGCCGCCGCCUCGCCGGUCGCCCGACAUCCGUCGUCGUUGUCGUCGUCGUCGUCGACGUWAUAUAUUAAUGGCAUCGUUGCCGCAACCCAAGUUCGAACCCAAAGCCCCCGACAAAAGCUCGUCGGCGGCUGCGUGCGAAGUUCAAAAGAAAAUCCAAGAGACCGCCGACUGUUCGAACAACAACAAGUCCAAAUCAUUAUCACUGGAUUUAUCGAAUUUGAACACUGCUAGUUUUAAGUCCUUAUUAGAAGAAGUGGUCGCAUAUGAUACGGCUAAACAGACUAAAAGCGAAUUAUAUAACAAUCUGCUGGAAGAUGUGACUCAAAAUGGAGAAGAUGAUGUAAAACGACCAUUGCACAAUCAACGUUUAGUUGAYAGUCAGACUGAUCUUGAUAAGUUAUCAUCUAAAGACCAACACAUCAAGGAAAAUUCUUCUCUAGAAGCUUUUGAUUUGGCACCAGACUUCAAAAAGAGGCUCUCUGGUGUCACUACCAAAGUCAGCGCCCGUCAACUAGAGGGAGGUUCAUUGCCAAGUCAUGUUAAUCAUGCACAAGCUAUAUCUGUAUUGAUAAAUAAAAAAAAUACCCAAAACACUCGUAAGAAAAUCGCGGAAUCAUCAAAAAUGGCUAAAAGUGUGGAUAAAGUGGUUGAUCUUGGAGACUUUGGGUAUGAAGAAAUUCAGGUAAAAGAUAUGUCAAAUUAUACUAGUCAUGCAAGUUUGGAAAUCUGUCCUGGUAGAGAUGAAACUAAAAUAGAUGAUCGAUUUACUACACCAUUAUUGUGCAAGUUUCAAAAUGCAGAAUAUUUCUUGUUUUGUUUUUGUUUUUCAUUUUUAAUUGGCAUGCUUUUUAUAUUCUAUUUGGAAGUACUGCCACGGACUUCAGGUGAGGGCGAUCAAGACGUGAAAAAUGGUUUACAUCAGCCAGCUACAGUGGUAACGGAUUUUAAUAAAGAUGCACAAACGAUAGACCAUCAUUUGUUACACUUAUUUGGAGGCCAAAUUAAUUGCUAUCAAAAUCCUUAUAACGGAUUUUCACAACCAAUGAGUUUGCAUUUUUUAACACCAAAUGAUAACCUAGGAUUACAGACUACAUAUAAUAAUAAUAGGAGAAAUAAUACUGAAGAUACUAGUAAUACUGCAAUUAAAAGAAAUAAGCAAAAGAAGGAAUUAAAGAAGAGAGAUGAAGUUGUUCGCUCUGAAGAUAUUCAAGGAUAUCGAGGGGAUAAAAAUAUUGAUGAAAUCUUAAAGUUCAUUGGAGAUAAAAGUAGUGAUGGCAAAAAAAGUAAAGGUAGUAAGACUAAAAAUAAAAUAAAAAGUCGAAAUGGAAAAGGUUCUGAUGAUGAUUGUGGUAGGCCAAAAAAUGGUAAAAUGAAAAUGACCAAGUAUAAUAGUGUUGAAGAAGUAUCUACCACAGUCUUUCAACAUAUGGAUAGUUCAGACGAUGAGUCUAAAUCAAUUAAAAUAAGUAAAAAAAGUAAAAAAAAAGUACCAAAACAAAAUCAAUCUUCUAAGAAGUUUGCAUCUACUGAACAGAGACUUGAUGUUUUAUCAUCAGAGUCACAAGAUACAGAUUCUGCUGAUUUUUUGUUGGUUACCAAUAAACAGAGAAGAAAAAAACAGAAAUCACAAAAUAAAUUAAAUACAACCACUAGUAACUUUCCUCCUCAUGACUCAUAUUUAUUGUCACAGUACACACAACCUAAAAGUGUAAAAAAUAAAAAAAGAAGGAAAUCCACAUCUUCAAUGCCUCAUUCUGACAAAUCUGAAGACAACUCUGAUCUAGAUUCUGUACACUCUCUGCCUGCCUCAUCUACACCUUCUAAACAGCCAUCAUACAAAGACGCUCCUAAAACUGAUUUGACUAAACCAGCCUGUGUAGUUACCACUUCUGAAGAGUCAAUACCAACAGUUACUGUUGCACUUCCGCAACGAAAUACUGACAGCAUAGCGAGUAAUAUAAAUUACAAUAAUGAAUGUAUCAAUGGGGAUGUGCAUGUCACAUAUAUUGUGCAUGAACCCCAAAAAGCGGAUAUUGAGACCGCUAAAAAGACUGCCGUUUUAAACAAAGUUCCUGCAGCGGUCCCCCCACAGAGCGCCUCGCUGACUGUGCGUGUACCGUCAAAGAAAAAACAAAGCCCAAUUAUGUAUAAUAAGUAUGAGGUGGAUACAAGCCUGUCUUUUGGAUUUGAAAUUGACCAAAAUUUACUGUGUGAUAGUGCUAAUGAUUACUCACCUCCAGCACCAAUUCCUAUGCCUAUAGAGUACAACUAUAAAGAAGUGAUAUUGUUUAUCAAACAAGCUUGGCAAGAUGUUGAAAAAGAGAAAAUCAAUGGUAGAUCCAACAUUUUGGAAUACAAACGAGAUAACAGUGGUGUUCUAGGAGAAAUAUGAAAUUUUUGCCAAAUAAUGUUAUGAAUAAACAUAAUUUGUGUUCGACAACUAAUCAUAUUUUGUAAUAAAUGAUGAAAAAAAAAAUAGAAAAAAAUUCUACAGAAUUCGUUAAUAUUCUUCGAUACAUUUUUAUAUACCAUAGUAAUUAUUUAUGUAUGUAAUUUGUAUGUAUAUAUAUAUAUACAUAUUAAGAAACAGUGUUAAAAAUUACUCUUCUUGAAAAAAAAAACAAAAAACAUUAAUUUAAAAUGAUGACCUGUGUCACUUAAAAUAUUUCUUUUUCAGCAAAUAUUGUGUAUAUGAUUGUUAAUUUAAAAAGGUCAUUACAUUUUUUCUUUUGUUAAGUUUGUACGUUCAAGUUUGUUUCGCUUAUUUAAAAUUGAUAAUUAUAUUUUGAAGGCAACUAAAAGGCCACAAAGUUAAAUUUGUGAGUUAUUCAAGUUGUUGGUGGUUAACACGUCAAUAUUAACAUUUUUUUUUUUUUUUUUUGAUGUACUUACAACACUUAUUUGUUUCAAAACUUAAAAAUUGUAUUUGUUUACCUUACGAAUAAUUUUGUACAUCAUGUGUUAGGUUUUUGUUUCAGUUAUAUUUAUGUGUAACUCAUCUGUAAUAAACUGAUUUGAUAACAGAUAAUUUCAGGAAAU
Molecule: messenger RNA, 4458 nt
Organism: Diuraphis noxia (Russian wheat aphid)
Lineage: Eukaryota; Metazoa; Arthropoda; Insecta; Hemiptera; Aphididae
Source: RefSeq, a predicted model, not a curated record